AUGAUCUUCGUGAAGGUUGCCGCCGUGUCUGUCCUGGCCGCGCUGUCGGUGACAGCAGCACCGUCUCCAGCCAGGCAUGUUCUGCACGAGAAACGCCAUCGUCCCUCGGGCGACUGGGUCAAGGGUGCGCGCAUUGAGAGCUCUGCGGUUCUGCCCAUCCGGAUUGGACUGACGCAGACUGACCUCCACAUGGGACCCGACUACCUGAUGGAUGUCUCUGACCCCCGCUCGGAAAACUAUGGGCAGUACUUCUCCAUGGAGCAGGUCCAUUCCAUGUUUGCGCCUGUUGAAGACCAUGUCCAUGCGAUCAAGGAGUGGCUGCACGAGUCUGGCAUUAACAUGUCUCGACUGGUGCACUCGGACAACAAAGGUUGGCUUGCAUUUGAUGCGACGACCGAGGAAGCCGAGCGUCUCUUCCAGACAGAGUACUACGAGCAUGAGCAUGCACAGAGUGAUCGGGUCCGCGUCGGCUGCGAUGGCUAUCAUCUCCCGGAGCACCUCGCCCCACACAUUGACUACAUCACGCCGGGUGUGAAGAUGACCCAAGCCGUCAAACGUACUAUUAAGAGGACUCCCAAGAGGAAGACCAAACGGAGCAGCCAGGCUCUGCAUACAACGACCGAAAUGAGUCUUCCCGAGAAGUGGUCCGCCCCGGAGGGCGUGUCCCCCGAGCUUGCUGGCUGCGGUUUUAACAUGACACCACCGUGCAUUCGGGCGUUGUACGAUAUUCCCUUGCCGACGAACAAGCCAAACCCCAAGAAUGGUCUGGGAUUAUACGAGCAGGGUGACUACUUUGCCAAGAAGGACUUGGACCUUUACUGGAAGAAUGUCUAUCCCGAGGUCCCACAAGGAACAUAUCCCAAGCCACAACUAAUUGACGGUGCCAAUUACUCUGUUCCGGCAAAUAGCUCUCUAAAUACAGGAGAAUCCAAUAUCGACAUUCAGAUGACGACCUCGCUCAUUUAUCCGCAAGAAGUCAUUCUCUACCAGGUUGAUGAUCAAUUGUACGAGCCGGCUGAAGUCGCUACUACCAACUUGUUCAAUACUUUCCUUGAUGCACUUGACGGAUCCUACUGCACCUACAGUGCAUAUGGUGAGACCGGAAAUGACCCAGACAUCGACCCGAUUUAUCCAGACCAGCGUGAGGGGGGCUAUAAAGGUGAACUGCAAUGUGGCGUCUACAAACCGACUAACGUGAUUUCCGCAUCUUAUGGUCAAGCUGAAGCCGAUUUGCCGCCAAAGUAUGUCGAACGACAAUGCAACGAGUUCAUGAAGCUUGCAAUGCAGGGCCAUACCUUGCUCUUCUGUUCUGGUGACUUCGGUGUAGCGUCGCUUCCGGACGACAGUGGGCAUAAGAAUGGCUGCUUGGGGCCCGAGUCACGUAUCUUCAAUCCUCAAUACCCUUCGGGUUGUCCGUGGGCGACCUCUGUCGGAGGCACGAUGCUUUACAACGACCAAAACGUCAACGACCCGGAGAGUGUGAUGCAAGUGGACCUGGGCGGCGCGGCAGCCAAUUUCUCAUCUGCCGGUGGCUUCUCCAACUACUUCGAGACCCCAUGGUAUCAGAAAUUGGCCGUUGAAGAGUACUUCCGCAUCGGCGAUCCCCAGUAUCCAUAUUAUGAAGAACUAGGUCUCGUCGAUUUCAACAAGACUAAGGGACUUUACAAUAGGCUGGGCCGCGGUUUUCCAGACAUAUCCGCCAAUGGCGCGUUUUUCUCCUCGUUUCUGGAUGGCAAAUUCACGCAUUUCUAUGGUACUAGCUUAGCAACGCCACUUUGGGCAGCUGUUGUUACUUUGAUCAACGAAGAGCGACUGGCAGCCGGUAAGUCCACGGUUGGGUUCCUGAACCCUGUUCUUUACGCCAAUCCGCAUGUCCUGAAGGAUAUCACAAAUGGUACAAACCUGGGCUGUGAUAGCGACGGGUUCUCAGCAGUCGAGGGCUGGGAUCCAGUGACUGGACUCGGAACUCCAGAUUUCCCAAAGCUGAAGGAAUUGCUGCUGUCUCUCCCAUAA
Talaromyces rugulosus is the source of this 2013-nucleotide messenger RNA. RefSeq lists its product as uncharacterized. Bases 1 to 2013 code for a protein of 670 amino acids. NCBI's taxonomy places the organism in Eukaryota, Fungi, Ascomycota, Eurotiomycetes, Eurotiales, Trichocomaceae. The transcript has 8 exons. The record is from RefSeq and is a predicted model, not a curated record. Gene Ontology annotation, molecular function: tripeptidyl-peptidase activity; serine-type endopeptidase activity. Gene Ontology annotation, biological process: proteolysis.